Diprion similis is the source of this 4419-nucleotide messenger RNA. It is a transcript of the gene ari-1, whose product is annotated as E3 ubiquitin-protein ligase ariadne-1. The record is from RefSeq and is a predicted model, not a curated record. Gene Ontology annotation, molecular function: ubiquitin protein ligase activity; ubiquitin conjugating enzyme binding; zinc ion binding. NCBI's taxonomy places the organism in Eukaryota, Metazoa, Arthropoda, Insecta, Hymenoptera, Diprionidae. Bases 1001 to 2533 code for a protein of 510 amino acids. Gene Ontology annotation, biological process: protein polyubiquitination; positive regulation of proteasomal ubiquitin-dependent protein catabolic process; ubiquitin-dependent protein catabolic process. The transcript has 8 exons. Gene Ontology annotation, cellular component: ubiquitin ligase complex; cytoplasm; nucleus.
GCGCUAGCCUGCAGACUCAUUCUGCGCGUCUGCCAUUAGUGGAUCAGCUGCCGAAUAUAAGCUCGGGUGUUUUUGGCAGCUGAUUUGUGUAUUCGUAGAGCCGUUGCACGUGUGAUAUUGAUUCGAUUAAUUCUCCAGCCCUUUGUCCUGGAAAUCGGAGCCCCCGUCGGAUCACCCAAGAGGUUAAAAUAACCCCGCGACAAGGCCUCCGUGUCUCGAUUAUCUGUCACUAGAACCCAGCAUUUGCUCGCUACGGUGACGUCAUGUGCUGAGAGAUCGUCGCUCGCCCGCUCGCUGGUUCUCCGAACAACGAAUAACACAGGUGCACGGCACCAGUUUCGCCUAGCUAACCCGUUGCUGCAGUUGACGAAUCGCGUUACUCGCCUUUGUGUCGUUUUCACAACUAUUCCCACCGUUCUCUGGGCUCGCAAUACACCGAAAUCUAAAUUCGUCGGGGGUCAUCCCGCGGUAAAGUGCGGGUCACAGAGAAUCCGUUUGUUCGUACAUAUUCACUGGGUAGUUCACUUCAGUGUCCCGUCUAAUCUAGAGUCGCGAAAAUAAUCGCGGCGUUGUUUCACCCUUUGAUUUAAUUUCGUUUCGUUCCUUCCUUUGUUUCUUGUUUAUUUAUUUAUUUUUUUCAUUCGUUCAGUCGUACUACCUGUUUCGCUGUUAUCCUACACCCUCAUUUUCAAUUCAUAUAAAUUAUACUUAUCGAACUAUUUUACAAACAGUUUCGUGCUGGCGUUGAUAAACGGAUAAAUACCUCAAAUCGAAAAGAGACACAGACACACUCGCAUCUUACCAUAAAAUAAGAACAGUUGGUCUACGCGCGUGAUUCUGAAAAUUUAUACCAAGAAAAUCUAUUCGAUCGUAUCUCUGUUCGUUACUCAUCAACGACGACGGCCACGACGGGGAGAAACGAGAAGAACGUGCAAACGGUCUUCUGAGGAGACAACCACGCUACGAACAAAGUAGCCCAGCAAAAUACACCCCGAUAAUAAUGGAUUCUGAGGAAGAGACACCCUACGACGACGUUGAUUCGGGCAACGAGUCCAGCGGCGAUGACGUCGACUUCGCUAUGGACGUUGAGCCCGGGAAUCCCCGUGAACGAGCCACAGAUAUUGACGAUUAUCCUUUCGAGGUUUUAUCCACAGAAGAGAUCGUUCAGCAUAUGGUGGACUCUAUUAAAGACGUAAACACCGUCGUCGAGAUACCUGCAACAACGACAAGGAUUUUACUUAAUCACUUUAAAUGGGACAAAGAGAAAUUAAUGGAACGUUUUUAUGACGGCGAUCAGGAAAAAUUGUUUGCAGAAGCGCGAGUUAUAAAUCCCUUUAGAAAAGGACCCGUCAUUAACAGGACUAGAUCUUCACAAAUAUCUCUGUCACGACGAACUUCUACAAAUGGAACUGAAGAGUGCGGCAUAUGCUUUAUGACAUUACCAUCGUCGAUGAUGACUGGCUUGGAAUGUGGACAUAGAUUCUGCACAGGGUGCUGGGGAGAAUAUUUAACUACAAAAAUUAUGGAGGAAGGUGUUGGCCAGACAAUAGCCUGCGCCGCUCACGCCUGUGACAUAUUAGUCGACGACGCGAGUGUCAUGAGACUUGUCAAAGACUCGAAAGUAAAAUUGAAGUAUCAGCAUCUCAUUACGAACAGUUUCGUCGAAUGUAACAGACUGCUGAGGUGGUGUCCGUCGCCAGACUGCAAUAAUGCGAUAAAAGUGCAAUAUGUAGAGCCAAGACCAGUGACGUGUAAGUGUGGUCACACCUUUUGUUUCCAUUGCGGAGAGAACUGGCACGACCCUGUUAAAUGUCACUUGUUAAGAAAAUGGAUUAAAAAGUGCGAUGACGAUUCUGAGACCUCCAACUGGAUUGCGGCGAACACAAAAGAGUGUCCAAAGUGCAACGUCACCAUUGAAAAGGAUGGAGGCUGUAACCACAUGGUGUGCAAAAACCAAAACUGCAAAGCUGACUUUUGCUGGGUCUGUCUUGGUCCGUGGGAACCGCACGGUUCCAGCUGGUACAACUGUAACAGAUAUGACGAGGAGGAAGCCAAAGCAGCGAGAGAUGCUCAAGAGAAAUCUAGGUCGGCACUACAAAGAUAUUUAUUCUAUUGUAAUAGAUACAUGAAUCACAUGCAGUCGCUCAAAUUCGAGAGCAAAUUGUAUGCUAGUGUCAAAGAGAAGAUGGAGGAGAUGCAGCAGCAUAACAUGUCUUGGAUAGAGGUACAAUUUUUGAAGAAAGCAGUAGAUAUAUUGUGUUCCUGUCGGCAAACCCUCAUGUAUACAUACGUGUUUGCCUAUUACUUGAGAAAAAAUAAUCAGUCUGUGAUCUUCGAAGAUAACCAGAAAGACUUGGAAAGUGCGACCGAGUGUUUGUCUGAGUACCUAGAGCGGGAUAUAACGAGUGAGAAUCUGGCCGACAUAAAGCAGAAAGUGCAAGAUAAAUACAGAUAUUGCGACAGUCGGAGAAAGGUGCUUCUGGAACACGUCCAUGAAGGGUAUGAGAAGGAAUGGUGGGACUACACGGAAUAAAUUGUAGGGGAGGGGGGUUUUGUCAAGUUUUACCCAAUGGGGAUGAGAUCGUGAAUCCCCAUAUAUCUCGACGUAGCCCGCCACCUAUUAUUCCCCCAUCUCCCCCAUUGCCCUCAUCCUGCCCCAGCUGUGAUAUGACAAGAAGCUGAUAAGAGACAGAAAAUGAAAGAACAGGUCCUCGAGUGAUAAAGAAAAAUCAUAUACAUAUAUAUUGAUAUAUAUUUGAAAAUGAUACGGUCCGCGUUAAUGCAUCUCCAUUCACAUAAUGAUGCUAUGAUUCGAUUUUAUGAUCUUGUUAAUUAAAAUUCAACACUACCAAGAAACUAAAUACAAAGUAAUUUGAUCCAUACUUUUAUCUUGUUAGAUGGAGUAGAUGUACACACACACACACACACACACACCCUAUGUAUGUAUGUAUGUAUAGACGUGUGUAAUGCGUUUCCCUCUCCCCUCCGCCCCUGCCACACGAAAAAUAUGAGCUGACGCCGUAACAAUGCUUUAUGGAAUUCCUAAGAUUGAUCGAAUGACCGUAUGUACUGAUCUGAAAAUAGUAGUUUCAAAACUUCGAGUUACAAGUUUCCCAGUUUCAAGUCUGUGAGAGCUUCUUACGAUUAAAUGAUCAAAUAAUGUGAACGUGUAGAAGCAUACGUAGCGUGCGUUCUGUAUGCAAUCUACAAUUGAACACAACGGACUGCGCGUAAUUGCUACGAGAUGCAAUUACCUCACAAUAUAUAAAUCAUUUUGAAAUCAUCAUAAUAAUAUGAAUUAUAAUUUACACCAAAUAUACAGCACGCACAAUUAUCAUCAUCAUUAUUAUUAUUUUUCUCUUGUGAUUUGCGUUUUUCAUCCUUUCUGCAGUUUGAGUUCGUUUUCGUUUUGAUCAAUAGACUAGGUAUACAAGACUUUUCGCUAACUUAGUACAGAAGUGUGGAUACCAACGUAUGGACUUUUGACAGAGUUCUCAUUUUGACAAAGUAAUUGAAACUUCAAAAUAUUACCACGUGCAUCACGUGCGGAAAGUGAAAGAAAGCAAAGAAGAAGUAGUCUUCUAUGCUUGUGUCUAGAAUUUGUGAAAUGUUCACUUCGCUAAACUUGUACAGUUGGCUGAUCGGUUCGAGUGAUACAAUGAACAAUGUACAUUCCACCGUAAGUUUUCUGUAUUGAACUCGGUUGUUAUUAUUUGUCAAGCUGAUCAUUGUUCAGAAGUGUUUAUGUUUAAUUUCAGUUUCACACAGAUGUCCAACCAUCGUUAGAUGAAAAUUUGUAACGCAUGUGUAGAAAUCUUAUACAUUAUUUAUUGGUGUUUAUUUUUUUGAUUUUCGAUCCCUUUUGUUUCUUCUCAAUCUCAUUAUCUGGUCUGCGAAACAGUCGUUAAACAUGGGCUUUCACUGCCAAGUUAUAUGGAACGAUUUAAUUUAUGUAAUUAGCUAUUUAACAUCACGUAUUAGGGUAACAUAGAGUACUGCAAGUGAAAAGGGCAGAAAACAAAAAGAAGAUUCAAGCUCAGACACUUUAACCAUUGCUAUUAUUAUUCUGAUUAGUUAUUAUCGUUAAUCACUUGAUCAUAACAAUAUUUCAGGAACAAUAACGUAAAAUUGUUCCACUUGUACAGAUAUAUAGUGAUAUAUACGUACUAUAUUAUAUAAUAUAACGGCAAAUAAGUAAUAAUGGAAAUGAAAUGAGUUUAGAAUGUUUUGAAGAUUUAAUUAUUGAUUCUUAUGAUUAGAAAAAAUUUUGUGAAAAAAUAGUGGUUAAAAACGGAGAAGAGAGAAAAAAAAUUACUAAUUCAGUCGUUUUCUGUACAGUUUCCAAAUUUGAUUAGGAAUAAGUAAAUUGUUAUAUAUCUAUAUAUAUAUAUAUAUAAAUAUAUUUCUUCUUUCUUUUUU